GGCUGGGCAUACAUCACAUGCAUGCGUUGCACUCACAGAUUUGGUUCAUCGAUUGUUUGAUUAGGCCACCACCAUGCGGCGGCGAUCGGAUAUAUCCUCCUAGCUAGCUCACCCUCUCUGCCAGACACAUGCAGCAGCAGCUGCUCAGACUAGCCAGCACACUUAAUGGCGCCGCAGCUGCAUCCUGAUCGCUGCCGCACCUGGGCCUGGCCCUGGCCACGGGCGCCGCUCGGCUCAGUGCUUCUAGCGCUAGCUAUAGUGAGCCUGGGCGGCGGCGGCGGCGAUGCCCUGAGCCUGGACCACUACCGGCAGAGCUGCCCGAGGGCCGAGGCGGCCGUGGCCGCGGCUGUCAGGCAGGCCGUGGCCAAGGACCGCACCGUGCCGGCCGGCCUGCUCCGCCUGCAUUUCCACGACUGCUUCGUCCGGGGGUGCGACGCCUCCGUCCUCAUCGACUCCACGGCCACCAACACGGCGGAGAAGGACGGUCCGCCCAACGCCUCGCUGCACGCCUUCUUCGUCAUCGACAACGCCAAGCAGGCCGUGGAGGCCAUGUGCCCGGGCGUCGUCUCCUGCGCCGACAUCCUCGCGCUCGCCGCCAGGGACGCCGUCGCGCUCUCCGGCGGCCCGUCCUGGUCGCCGCUGCUGGGGCGCGGGGACGGACGGGUGUCGCUGGCCAGCGACACCACCUCGGCGCUGCCGGGGCCCGGGGCCAGCUUCGACCAGCUCAGGCAGGCGUUCCACGCGCUGGGGAUGUCGGUCAAGGACCUGGUGGUGCUCUCCGGCGGCCACACGCUGGGGUUCGCGCACUGCUCCUCCUUCCAGAGCCGCAUCCACGGCUUCCGGCCCGGCGCCGACGUGGACCCGGCGCUGAACCCGUCCUUCGCGGCCGCGCUGCGCAGGGCGUGCCCGGCCAACAACACGGCCAGGGGCGCCGGGUCGGGGAUGGACCCCACGUCCGCCACCUUCGACAACGCCUACUACCGGAUGCUGCAGAGCGGGCGCGGGCUGCUGUCCUCCGACGAGGUGCUGCUGACGCACCCCAAGACGCGGCGGUUCGUGGCGCUGUACGCGGCGCGGCAGGACGCCUUCUUCAGGGCGUUCGUGAGCUCCAUGCUGAGGAUGAGCGCGCUCAACCAGCCCGGCGAGGUCCGAGCAAACUGCCGGCGACACAACUGAAGCAAGCAAUGGAUCCCCUCGUCGUCCCUCCUCUGUCUCUGCUACAUAACUGUAUCUCGUUCUGAUUAAUUCCGGUACGUAGUAACUGUAUUGUAACUGUGGCCGGCAAUCUACACACACUCUAGUUGAAAAAGGGCCUACAAAAGGGAAUAUCUUGUUUCCUUCAAAUAAUACUUCUACACAUUUUUCACAAGCUUAUAUUUUUCUCAAGAAAGUUUAGAGUAAAAGAGAGGUGGAUGGUUGGUCUAUUGUAAACUACUCCCUCCGUAAAGCAGUGAAUAGACUCUGAUCAUAAAGUGCAA
Messenger RNA from Triticum dicoccoides, 1478 nucleotides. RefSeq names its product peroxidase 64-like. The transcript has a single exon. The record is from RefSeq and is a predicted model, not a curated record. NCBI's taxonomy places the organism in Eukaryota, Viridiplantae, Streptophyta, Magnoliopsida, Poales, Poaceae. Gene Ontology annotation, molecular function: peroxidase activity; heme binding. Bases 166 to 1176 code for a protein of 336 amino acids. Gene Ontology annotation, biological process: response to oxidative stress; hydrogen peroxide catabolic process.